ACGGAGGGGCAGGAGGUUCGAGAGAAGACACAGUGUGCCUUGGUCCCUGAGUAAUUUGAGUUCUCCUGUAGUCAUGAAGCACUAGACUUUCCAGCCAAGCCAUAUCCUUGGUGUUCAAACUGUGAGCUCCUCAGACUCUACGUUCUCAGCCUGGGCAGAGGUCCGCGCUCAGUUCUAACAAGGGAGAAACAUGACUGCAUUCGCCAAUUUGACCCAGACGCUGGAGGAUGUCUUCAAGAAGAUUUUCAUUACUUACAUGGACAACUGGAGAAGAAAUACCACGGCGGAGGAGCAGGCCCUCCAGGCCAAGGUCGACGCUGAGAACUUCUACUACGUCAUCCUGUACCUCAUGGUGAUGGUCGGCAUGUUCUCCUUCAUCGUGGUGGCCAUCCUGGUGAGCACCGUGAAGUCGAAGCGCCGGGAGCACUCUCAGGACCCGUACCAUCAGUACAUCGUGGAGGACUGGCAGGAGAAGUACAAAAGUCAGGUCUUGCAUGUGGAAGACUCUAAGGCCACCGUCCAUGAGAACGUAGGGGCAACGGGGUUCACGGUGUCUCCCUGACAGCGAGGGCCCAGCUGGGAAGGCGCUGCUGCCACCCACAGCCCCACUUGUCCUUGCUCAGAAGAAAGCGACUUCUUGUGUGGCCUGGCUGGCCAGUGGACACAGGUGACAUUUCCAUCCCUGGCUCCCAGCCUGUCGGGGAUGGCACUCUGUGUGGAAGAUCUCUUUUUCACUUGCUAUGCGAUGUAAAUGUCAUUUAAGUCUAUUUCAACCAUGGGAAUAGAAGCAAACAUGAAGCAAAGGGCCGGGGCAGGGGCGGUGGGAACAGAAGGCAGAGAUGUACAAAUCCUUCAACCUUCUCUCCCAUGAAAUGUUAGUUUGCAUGUAGCAAAUUCAAUUUACAGAAAAGUCAAAUGCGCUAUUUGGAAGCUGGGGUUUAAAUCUAUCAUGGGCUUGCUGAACUGACAGGCAAGCAUUUACUGAUUUGUCAGCACAGAGUCUAGGGUGAUGAAUGGACAGAGGUGUGGGGUUAUUUUUACAUUCAUUGCUCUCCUGGUACUUAGCUGAUUUUGGACAUCAGGACAUAAUAGAUACUGAAAGAACAGAUAAGCCACACCAGCGACAUCAAAUAUUUAAGAACUGGCUAGUGUAACCCAGAUGUAUUUUUAAUUUUUUACAGAAAUUUAAACUUUAAGAGUUCUCUUACUUUAAAAAGUAUGGCAUUUCUUCCUGUCACACUUUAUACUUAAUUUUAGAUCCUAUUUACAAUAGCUUAUUUUCACACAUGUUCAACAAAAUGAAGCUACAGAACACCCCAUUAGAUGCUUGCUGCAAGCUAGACAGUGGCUGCUGAAUUCUUUGCACCACAGUGGGGUUGCUGGAGAGAUGUUGGCCAAAGGUUACAAAUUUUAAUGGGGCCCGGGGGUGCACACUCAUAACCCCAACCCCCAGGAAGCUGAGGUGGGAGGAGCUAGCUGAGGGUCCAAGCCAGCCUAGAACUGUCUAGAACUAGAUCAAUUACAAUGCCUGUUGUUCUUAAAAACUAAGUGCGUGGAUGUUAAGUGUCCUUACCACAGAGUAAUAACUUCAUGAGAUGACACGUUAGUCAUUCCAUAGUGUGCAUGUGCUUCAAAACAUCAUGUUAUGUGUGUACAUACAAAGUAAUCUAUCCUUAAAAAAUAAAAUGAAUAUUUUGCACCAUGGA
Messenger RNA from Psammomys obesus (fat sand rat), 1706 nucleotides. RefSeq names its product potassium voltage-gated channel subfamily E regulatory subunit 2 (gene Kcne2). The record is from RefSeq and is a predicted model, not a curated record. Gene Ontology annotation, cellular component: membrane. The transcript is spliced from 3 exons. NCBI's taxonomy places the organism in Eukaryota, Metazoa, Chordata, Mammalia, Rodentia, Muridae. Gene Ontology annotation, molecular function: transmembrane transporter binding; potassium channel regulator activity; delayed rectifier potassium channel activity. The coding region runs from base 191 to 562 and encodes 123 amino acids. Gene Ontology annotation, biological process: regulation of ventricular cardiac muscle cell membrane repolarization; negative regulation of delayed rectifier potassium channel activity; ventricular cardiac muscle cell action potential.